Messenger RNA from Thyridium curvatum, 3459 nucleotides. RefSeq lists its product as uncharacterized. Gene Ontology annotation, molecular function: DNA-binding transcription factor activity, RNA polymerase II-specific; zinc ion binding; RNA polymerase II transcription regulatory region sequence-specific DNA binding. Bases 1 to 3459 code for a protein of 1152 amino acids. The transcript has 2 exons. Gene Ontology annotation, cellular component: nucleus. Gene Ontology annotation, biological process: negative regulation of transcription by RNA polymerase II. NCBI's taxonomy places the organism in Eukaryota, Fungi, Ascomycota, Sordariomycetes, Thyridiales, Thyridiaceae. The record is from RefSeq and is a predicted model, not a curated record.
AUGCCCGAGGCCAUGGCGGCAGAGUCACGGCCUCCAGCACCCUCAAGUCGAGGCGGGCACCGGGGACCGCAGAGAGGGGGCCGAUCAAGGCGUGGCCGAGGCAGAGGUCGAGGAGGUGCUGCUCGCACGGCAGAAGAGGCCGGUCGAGCUGCGCCAGCCCCACUGGAACAUACUCAUGUUCACACUGACAAUGCUUCAGUGCAGUCGGCUGACUCUCACCGGGGUAGUCAGACUACAGAUCGCUCAAGGGGUGGACGUGGAAGAAGAGGUGGACCGCGGCCAAGGGGUGGGCGAGGAGCACCAUCAGUCGAGGUUGCCACUCUCGGCCCCAGAAGAGCUUUUGGAGGCCACUUGACUGCAGACGCGCAACCUGAUGCCGUUGAAGGACCGGCAUUGAGCGGAGAUGCGCCCGUCUUCGUCCCCGGACAGCCGGUGGUAUCAAGGCCCACCACUCAGCAAGCACCACCCAAGGUCCCUCAUACUAGACGGGCCUCGAAAUCUUCAGCACUGGACCUACCAACUCGGAUCCAUGAGGACAUUGACAAUGGUCAAUACGAAUGCGUCAUCUGCACUGGCGAGGUUCUGCGGACCUCCCAAAUUUGGUCCUGCUCACUAUGCUGGACAGUUGCUCAUCUACACUGCGUCAAAAAAUGGUACAAGAAUCAGAUGAAAAAGGACGAUCAGCCACAGAACCCAGAUCAGCCUAAGACAUGGAGGUGCCCCGGAUGCAACUCUGCUAUGGGCGAGAACGAAGAACCGCGAGUGCACCAUUGCUGGUGUGGCAAGGAGAUCAACGCGAAAUCCAUCGUGGGCUUACCUCCACAUUCAUGUGGACAAACCUGCUCCAAGCCUCGAUCGACCUGUCCCCACCCAUGCCCUCAAGAGUGCCAUGCUGGGCCUUGUGAGCCUUGUAAGCUCAUGGGUCCGGAGCAGGCAUGUUUCUGUGGUAAGAACGCUUCGAGGAAACGGUGCAGUGAGACCGAUUACAUCAAUGGCUGGAGCUGCCACGAGCUCUGUGGCGAUCUACUUCCCUGCGGCGAACACACUUGUGUCCAAGAGUGCCACCCCGGACUGUGUGGGACCUGCGCUCUUCCAAUGCCUUCCAGGUGUUACUGUGGCAAGGAGCAGAAGGAGCUUCCUUGCGAGCAGCGCGACGAACUGCUCGAGUCUUUCAACUACGGGCAGGUGAAGAAGGGUGAGGAGGAGGGAGAGAGUCAAGCGAUCGACGACGAGUGGUUCGACGGUUCCUUCCACUGUGGGUCAGUCUGUGGAAGAAAGUUCGACUGCGGUGUUCAUGAGUGCCAGAAGAAAUGCCACCCCCAAGACGAGAAGGCAGCUCAUUGCACUUUCUCUCCGGAUAUUGUCUCUCACUGUCCAUGCGGUAAGACUGCUUUGACAGAAAUCCUCGAGACACCGAGACAGUCCUGCAGAGACCCUAUUCCGCAUUGCAGCAAGACCUGUGAGAAGGUUCUGCCCUGCGGCCAUAGAUGUCAAAACGCUUGUCACGAUGGCGCUUGCGAGCCCUGCAUGCAGACAGUCGAUAUUCCUUGCCGCUGUGGCCGGACGACGACAGAGGCCAUCUGCCACAAGGGUCUAGCUUCGCCCCCUCAGUGCGAGAGAAUUUGCCGAGCACAACUCAACUGUGGGCGACACGAGUGUGGUAAGCCCUGUUGCUCUGGUGAGAGACGGGCCACUGAACGACAGGCUGCAAAGCGCAAACGCAAUGCAAAUACAGCAGUAAACGAGGAGUUCGAGGCAGAACACAUCUGUCUACGAACUUGCGGCCGGCUGCUGAAGUGCGGAACUCACCGAUGCCAAGAGCUGUGCCACAAAGGCCCCUGUGGUAGCUGCAGAGAAGCCAUCUUUGACGAGAUCGCUUGCUCCUGCGGUAGAACCGUCCUUUACCCUCCUCAGCCUUGCGGAACACGGCCACCGGAGUGUCGAUUCGACUGCACCAAGCCUCGAGCUUGUGGACAUCCCACGGUGCAGCAUAACUGCCACCCAGACGAUGUCCCGUGCCCAAAAUGCCCCUUCUUGGUAGAGAAGACAUGCAUCUGUGGCAAACAGAACCUCAAGAACCAGCCCUGCUGGUUCGAUGAGGUUCGCUGCGGCCUGCCCUGUGGUAAGACCCUCAAGUGCGGCACGCACAAGUGCAUGAAGCUCUGCCACAAGCCGGGCGAGUGCGAGGACGCCGGCAUCACGGGCAGCCACUGCACCCAGCCCUGCGGCAAGACGCGCCGCUCCUGCGAGCACGUCUGCACCGACGAGUGCCACGCCCCCUACGCCUGCAAGGAGGACCGCCCCUGCCAGUCCAAGACGUUCGUCACCUGCGACUGCCAGAACCGCAAGCAGGAGGUGCGCUGCCUCGCGAGCCGGACGAACCCCUUCCCGGCGCGCGAGCCGCUCAAGUGCGACGACGAGUGCCUGCGCCUGCAGCGCAACGCGCGCCUCGCGCAGGCGCUCAACAUCGACCCGGCCACGCACACGGACGACCACGUGCCCUACUCGGACGCCACGCUCAAGCUGUUCCGCGAGAGCACCGCGUGGGCGCAGGCGCAGGAGCGCGAGUUCCGCGUCUUCGCCGAGGACCGCGGCGAGAGGCGCCUGCGCUUCAGGCCCAUGCCCGCCCACCAGCGCGCCUUCCUGCACGCCCUGGCCGAGGACUUUGGGCUCGACAGCGAGAGCCAGGACCCGGAGCCGCACCGCCACGUCGCCGUCUUCAAGACGCCGCGCUUCGUCUCGGCGCCCCGCAAGACGCUCGCCCAGUGCGUCAGCAUCCUCAAGGCGCAGGCCCCGCCGCCGGCGACCCCCGCGGCCAAGGCCUCGGCCGUCCAGCCGUACAACGCCUUCUUGCUGUCGGCGCCGCGCUUCGCCCUCACUAUCGACGAGGUCGGCGCGGCCCUCGCGCCGCACCUGGCUGGCCCCGGCGGCGCUCCGUCGGGACUGUCCUUCCACACCACUUUCCUGCCGUCGGACGACAAAUUCGUCGUCAAGGCCUCGGCGCCCGGCGCCACGGCCGCCAGCGUCGCGCGGUCCGGCCCGGCCCCGACGCCCGCGGGCAUCGAGACGAGCCUCACGGCGCUGAAGCCGGCCGUCGCGCGCGCGGUCGCGGCCGACAAGCUUGCGGGCAGCGUGACGCUGUGCGCCGUCGACGACGCGGGCCACGUCGUCCGGCACGAGGGGGACGGGAGCGCGGGCGGGGCGGGGUCGGGAUGGAGCGCCGUGGCCGGGCGGGCGGCGGCCAGGCCCCGCGCGGCGCCGGCGACGGGAUGGGCUAUCAACAGCGGCGGCAAGCUCAAGAGCUCGUUUGUGGCGCUGCGGAAGAAGGCCGAGAUGCCGCGCGAGAGCGAGCGGGAGCGCGAGCGGGAGCGUGAGGAGGCCAAGGCCAAGGCGGCGCGGGAGCAGGAGGAGGAGGUCGAGGAGGACUGGGAGGAUGCGGCGGAGAAGCUGGAAGAUUAG